Messenger RNA from Aspergillus homomorphus CBS 101889, 1771 nucleotides. Its product is annotated as putative aldehyde dehydrogenase. Gene Ontology annotation, molecular function: succinate-semialdehyde dehydrogenase (NAD+) activity. NCBI's taxonomy places the organism in Eukaryota, Fungi, Ascomycota, Eurotiomycetes, Eurotiales, Aspergillaceae. The transcript has 4 exons. Bases 271 to 1689 code for a protein of 472 amino acids. The record is from RefSeq and is a predicted model, not a curated record.
GUAUGCUGAAUCGGCAAAAGAUGGCGGAAUCCCACCGCGACUGGAAGGUCGGCAUUGGUUUCGGCUCCACUGCAUUGGGAUGGAUUAUUCAGGGAUCUCGAUCUCUACAUCCGCAUCUCCGCAAUUCCGGUUCUUCCCCAUAGUCUGGUCUAUCCAUCUUCCCCCAAGUUCCCCAGUUUCUCGAAUGGCCACAAAAUCUUCUCAUCCCUGGCCAUUCCCGUAACUAUAGCUCAUCUCAUCUAUCUUGAGGAGCAACCACCUCUCACCACCAUGGACUCACUGCCUAUCGUACCACUCAUCAUUGAUGGCCAAGACAUCCUGUUAUCCCCCGCCGAGAGACAAGGCACAGUGGCCAAUCGAUACGCAGGGGGGCCCGUUCUCUAUCAAGGCGCGACCAGAGACCUGGCACUCCGAGCUGCGCAAUCAAGCGCCCAAGCCUUCACAACAUGGUCAAAAACCACCCCCAUAGAGCGUCGGACUCUACUUUUCAAGCUGGCUCUGAUCCUGAGAGACAGAGCCGAUGAGAUCAAACGGGUGUGCUGUAAGGAAAUUCACUGCGGAGCACUGUGGGCGGACAUCAUCACCAACGACAGCAUCGGCCUGAUCGAAGAGUAUGCCGCCCUUACCACCAGCGUGGCCACCGGCUCCAUUCCCCACACACAGCAAGGCUAUGGGCUGGUCAUGAAAGAACCUCUUGGCGUCGUCCUCGGAAUCGCGCCCUGGAAUGCGCCCAUCAUUCUGGGUCUCCGGUCCGUGGUGGCGCCCAUAGCCGCAGGCAAUGUGGCUAUCCUCAAGGGCUCCGAACUCAGUCCGCAGACACACUACCUUCUCGCCUCGAUGUUUCGCGAUGCUGGGUUUCCACCAGGUGUUUUAAAUUUUCUUCUGCAUCGACCCGAGGACGCACCCGAGAUCUUCGACGUGCUCAUCAACCAUCCAGCAAUCAAGAAAUGCAACUUCACUGGGUCGACGCAGGUGGGUCGCAUCAUCGCUUCCCAGGCCGCAAUGGCACUCAAACCUGUCUUGUUGGAGCUCGGGGGCAAGAACUUCACAGUUGUCCUGGAUGAUGCUGAUCUGGAUCUUGCUGCCCGUGAGAUCACGAAAGGCGCUUUUCUCAAUAAUGGUCAGAUCUGCAUGUCCACGGAUAUGGUUCUGGUUACCACGGCGGUGGCUUCAGCUCUCGAGGCCCGCAUUCUGGCCAUCUUGCGAGAGAUUGACACGGCACCGAUGGUCAUCUCUCCGGCUGCCAAAGCGAAACUCGAGAUGCUGGUUUCCGACGCGCGGGCCAAGGGCGCAGAGAUCCACAUUGCCCCGCAGGCCCUGGGCUCGACGGCGCAGAGCUUCCCUCCCACAGUGGUUACAGGGCUCACGGCAGACAUGAAACUGUACGAGAUCGAGUCGUUUGGCCCGGUAGUUGGCAUAGUGUCAGUGCAGACCGAGGACCAGAUCGUUGCAAUCAUUCAGGAGGCCAAAUACGGAUUAUCUAGUUCCAUUAUCUCCAGAAAUCACUAUCGCGCACUCGAGCUGGCCGGGUCCAUCAAGGCCGGGGCAGUACAUAUCAAUUCGAUGACUGUACAUGACGAGCCAACUCUGCCGCAUGGGGGAUACGGGGAUAGCGGAUGGGGUCGAUUCGGAGCCCGGUGGGGACUGGAGGAGUUUGUCCAGACUAAAGUCGUCACUUUGCAUCCAUAGACACCGCUAAGGUAGAGAACAACAUUGAGCUUUAGCUAGAUAACAGAUCCGGCGGUGUGCUACAGAUGUCUUCCUGGCCUGC